AUGUCGCUCAGAUCCGGACCCCUGCAUUAUGAUCAUUUCGAUGUCUCCUUUCCGCAUGAACGAGUCGUGCAGGUCACUUUAAAUCGCCCAGAGAAACUCAAUUCUAUCAACAAGGAGACAAGUUCGCAGGUUGCUAGGAUUUGGGAGCUCUUCGAUCAAGAUGAAAGUCUAUGGGUGGGAAUUAUUACGGGCAAUGGCCGAGCCUUCUGCACAGGCGCCGAUCUAGGAGAAUGGAAUAAAAUGGUCGAAGAAGGUGUAGUCAAUGAUAUGUCUCCGCCUGGUCUCGCCGGACUACCUCGACGCAGUGGAAAAAAACCGAUUAUCGCCGCCGUAAACGGGAUUUGCAUGGGCGGUGGAUUCGAAAUGGUAGCAAAUUGCGAUCUGGUCAUCGCAGCCGAGUCCGCUGUCUUUUCUCUCCCAGAAGUCAAACGAGGCAUCGUUGCUGUGGCAGGUUGCCUUCCGCGCUUAACCCGGACUAUCGGUUUGCAACGCACCAUGCAUCUCGUGUUAACGGGGCAAACGGUUCCUGCCCGUACACUUUACGAAUGGGGACUCGUCACCCAGUUAGUCGAUACGAAUGUCGCACAAGCUGCACUUCAGCUUGCAACGGAAAUAUGCAAGAAUAGUCCUGAUGCUCUGAUUGUGGGUCGGCUCGGUGUUCGGCUAAGUUGGGAGGCUGGAAGUGCUGAGGAUGCAGUGACCACUUUGGCGGAGCAGUGGUAUCCACGAUUAUAUGCCGGCGCGAACUUUGCCGAAGGAAUCCGGGCCUUUGUGGAGAAGCGGUCGCCGAAUUGGAUCAAUUCCAAGCUGUGA
This is a messenger RNA of Penicillium angulare, 813 nucleotides long. It is a transcript of the gene sidH, whose product is annotated as enoyl-CoA hydratase/isomerase family protein. The record is from RefSeq and is a predicted model, not a curated record. Gene Ontology annotation, biological process: fatty acid beta-oxidation. Lineage: Eukaryota; Fungi; Ascomycota; Eurotiomycetes; Eurotiales; Aspergillaceae. Gene Ontology annotation, molecular function: enoyl-CoA hydratase activity. Gene Ontology annotation, cellular component: mitochondrion. The transcript has 2 exons. The coding region runs from base 1 to 813 and encodes 270 amino acids.